AUGGAGGUUCAGCUCAUAUCUAGAAAGCUAAUAAAACCAUCAGUUCAAACUCCUCCUCACCUUCAGAAUCUGAACAUAUCAUUUCUCAAUCAGCUUGCUCCAUCACUGUAUGUAGCCAAUAUUUUCUACUACCCUAGCCACCGCCAUGAAAUCAUCAAAAACAUCGACAGGCUAGAGAAAUCCUUGUCCGAAAUAUUAACCCUCUUUUACCCUCUAGCGGGAAGAUACAUCAAAGAUAAUCUCUCAGUUGAUUGUAAUGAUGAGGGGGUGGAACUCUUGGAGGCCAAAGUUGAUGGAGUAGACCUCACACAAAUUGUCCAACAAGAUCCCAAUACCAUUCAAAUUAACAAGUUUAAGUGUGGAGGUUUAGCGAUUGACUUGCGCAAUUCGCACAGGAUAUCUGAUGGAAUUACAAUCUCGACAUUCAUCAAUGCAUGGGCUACAACAUUCCGAGAAGCACCAAAAGUCUAUUCGAAGAUUGUCACAAAAGUAUUUGUGAUUAACAAGGAAGCCAUAGACAAGCUGAAUUCUAAAAUUAGUGGUGGUAGCGAUUCAGGGGUCAAGUACCAUCCGUCGCGCUUGGAGGUGGUCACAGCACUUUUAUGGAAGGUUCUCAUUGGUUCGGCUAAAGCACAGCGCGGACACCUGAGGGCAUCUUCACUUCUUCAGAUAAUGACUUUGAGAGGAAAGGACAACAAAUUUGGAGAUGGAAUUGAGGCAUGGAUGAACUUAAAGGAAAUUGAUAUGCUUCACUUCCAACAAGAUCCGGACAUGUUGGCCUUGACCUCCUCACAGUAG
Molecule: messenger RNA, 798 nt
Organism: Populus trichocarpa (black cottonwood)
Lineage: Eukaryota; Viridiplantae; Streptophyta; Magnoliopsida; Malpighiales; Salicaceae
Product: acetyl-CoA-benzylalcohol acetyltransferase
Exons: 4
Coding region: 1-798 (265 amino acids)
Source: RefSeq, a predicted model, not a curated record